Molecule: messenger RNA, 1964 nt
Organism: Nelumbo nucifera (sacred lotus)
Lineage: Eukaryota; Viridiplantae; Streptophyta; Magnoliopsida; Proteales; Nelumbonaceae
Product: ultraviolet-B receptor UVR8-like
Cellular component (GO): cytoplasm
Molecular function (GO): guanyl-nucleotide exchange factor activity
Source: RefSeq, a predicted model, not a curated record
AUGGUGGAGAUACAAAGUAUGUAAAAAUGGUCUUCGAUUUGGAAAAAGAGGAGAUGGAAAUGUGUGGUGGUGGUGGAGAGUUUGCAAAGGGCAGGGAGCCGUAUCGUUGGCCCACGUCGACGUUGGGUUCUCGCACAAUGAAUAUGCAACGCUUCUCCACCACGAACCAGAGGAAGCGGUUUCCGGAGUUGCUCAGUUCCCACUUCCCACCCCCAAAUUUCCCGCAAUUAUUGUCUUCUUUGCCCACCUGCACUUGUCCUUUCUCUAGAAAAUCAUUUAAAUAUUGAUCUCUUCUUUAUAUCUUUUCUGCGGGAGAUACAACACCAAUUCCGGGUUUCUGACGCUCCUACUGCUCUAUUUGGAGAGAGUUUUGGUUUUAGCUUUCUGGGUUCCUCUGUAUUUAUCUUCUCUGCAAAGGGGACAGGAGAGAGAGGGAAUUGAGAUUUUUGCAGAAGUGAAAGAGUGAAAAAAAAAUGGCGGAGGAAGCAAACAGUGAAGUCACUGGGACGGCUCGUCAAGUCGUUCUCAUCUCGGCUGGGGCUAGUCACUCUGUUGCUCUUCUUACUGGCAAUGUUGUUUGCUCCUGGGGACGAGGAGAGGAUGGACAGUUGGGCCAUGGAGAUGCUGAAGAUCGACUCUCUCCUACCCAAAUGAGUGCACUUGAUGGUCAUGACAUUGUUUCUGUUAUUUGUGGAGCUGAUCAUACAAUUGCAUAUUCUGAAUCCCAAUCUCAAGUGUAUAGUUGGGGAUGGGGUGAUUUUGGACGAUUGGGUCAUGGUAACUCCAGUGACUUGUUCACUCCUCAAUCAAUCAAAGCAUUACAUGGUAUUAGGAUAAAACAAAUUGCUUGCGGAGAUAGCCAUUGCUUGGCAGUGACUAUGGAUGGGGAAGUGCAGAGUUGGGGACGGAAUCAAAAUGGUCAACUUGGUCUUGGCCACAUUGAAGAUUCAUUGGUGCCACAAAAAAUCCAAGAAUUCCAGGGGUUAUCUGUCAAAAUGGUUGCAGCUGGUGCUGAACACACAGCUGCAAUUACAAAAGAUGGCAAGCUCUAUGGUUGGGGGUGGGGACGAUAUGGGAACUUGGGUUUAGGUGACAGGAAAGAUCGAUUAGUACCUGCACAAGUUACUUCUGUGGAUGGUGAGAACAUGGUUCUAGUUGCAUGUGGAUGGCGACACACAAUAUCUGUUUCCUCAUCUGGGACCAUAUACACAUAUGGGUGGAGCAAAUAUGGUCAGCUAGGACAUGGGGACUUUGAGGAUCACCUCAUCCCUCACCAGUUGGAAUCUCUACGUGAUGAUUUUAUUUCUCAGAUAUCAGGUGGUUGGAGACACACUAUGGCACUCACUUCUGAUGGAAGACUCUUUGGCUGGGGAUGGAAUAAGUUUGGGCAGGUUGGUGUUGGUGAUAAUGUUGACCACUGCUCUCCAGUGCAAGUUAAAUUCCCAGAUGAUCAGAAAGUAGUGCAGAUCUCUUGUGGAUGGAGGCACACACUAGCUGUUACAAAGAGACAGAACCUUUUCUCUUGGGGAAGGGGUACAAAUGGACAACUUGGACAUGGAGAUCCUCUUGACCGAAAUACCCCGAAGAUCAUAGAGGCCUUGAGUGUUGAUGGAUUUAGUUGCCAACAGUUACCAUCAUCAAAGGUUGAGCCAUUAUCAGGGAAGAUGUGGGUUUCACCAUCAGAAAGAUAUGCACUUGUUCCAGAUGAAACAGCAGAUCGUUGUAGUAUAGUGGGCCAUGGCCAAUCAAAUGUUCCAGUCAAAGGAAAUGGUAAUGAUGCAAGUGUCCCAGAGAAUGAUGUCAAACGGAUGCGAAUCUAAAUUUCUGAUCUUCCCCAAGCUGCCCGAGUUACAUUUAGUCUGGUUUCAAUUUCAAGCAUUUCAUUACAUGUUGGACCAAUUGUAUCUGUUCAAAUGCUUUAUCUACUAGUGGUCUUCAGUAUCUCUGAAGAGGCUUUAUUUCCA